AUGCAAUCAGCAGAAGAUGCUUUGGACUUCCUUUCGGAGAGUCAGAAACGCGGUGUCGCAGGUUUAUGUGCUUGUCUUCUACCCGCUGUCUCCGAUGGCUCGAUUGACAUAUUAUGGUCGCGAACGUACCUGAAGCUACUGGUGGAGCAAUUUUUGAGACUUUCUAGUAGCCAAACCGAGGCCUAUUUACCCAUUUUGAUGUCGAGACAGUUGCAAUUGGCUGAAAAGAUGCACAUACCGUCACGUGGUACAUCUCCUUUCGUAGACGACUUUGACCCCGCCCCUUUUCUGGCUCAAGUGACACCUAAAAAUGCCACAGACACGACUCGAUGUUCUCGAGCGUGGACGAAACUGACGACGCCCAAAAAAGACCAAUCAGAAGCAAGGAAGCAAUUGAACAAUUCGGUCAUAAGUGACGCACUGGACGAGUCCCACGUGCGCUUCGGGCCAGAACAUUGA
Peronospora matthiolae is the source of this 459-nucleotide messenger RNA. Lineage: Eukaryota; Oomycota; Peronosporomycetes; Peronosporales; Peronosporaceae. The record is from the annotation of a GenBank genome assembly.